AUGAAGCCAUCGGCGCUCUCCCCGGAGAUCGCGAGGAACGUUGAAGAUUUGGUGGCCAAGGACCAGCCGUUCAGCAUCGCCGACUACAUCUCAUCAGGACCGGAUAUUCUUGCUGCUGCCCUGCGGAAACAUGUUGAGGAGGAAGCUCAUGAUCUCGGCGGCAAAGAUCUCCCAAGGGUUAUGGAUCAGCUCUAUGAGCAGAUAUCUCGUUUAUUGCAAAGCAGUGAUUCUACUAAAAUUUUGCUGGCCCUUCAUGCUAUCGUUGCUUUGAUUGAUUUACCCUUUGGAGGUCCUUCAAAGUUUACCAAGCUCGCUAAUUUCUUAAGAAAUGUGUUUGAAGUCAAGCGUGACCCUGAAAUCCUAGUUCCAGCUAGCACGGUGCUUGGUCAUCUUGCAAAUGUUGGGGGAGCACUAACUGCACGCCAAGUUGAGCAACAGAUUAUUACAACUGCGUUAGGGUGGCUUGGUGAGGAUCGAGUGGAAUAUCGUCGCUUCGCAGGUCUCCUUAUUCUCAAAGAGAUGGCUGAAAAUGCAUUCACGGUUUUGAAGAAUUAUGUCCCUGAAUUUUUUGACGCUAUGCUGAUUGCAUCAAGGGACCCAAAAUUGGUUAUUCGGGAACGAGGAGCUGAAGCCUUGCGUGCUUUUGCGCAUUCCAACAUGAAGGCGGCGGCGGUUUGCACGUCAAAGAAGGCGAAACUGGAUGGAAUCGAUCUUCUCAGCCUCCUCCCAGAUAGUAUACUCUGCACCAUCAUCUCUUUCCUCCGCACGGACGAUGCCGUGCGCACUUCUGCCCUUUCUCGCCGCUGGUGUCACCUGUGGCGCUCUGCUCCGCUUAACCUUGACACUGCACAUAUCCGUGGGUAUUGUCCCGAGCAGAUUAAAGUUGUAACCAAGAUUCUCUCCCAGCACCAGGGCCCGAUACGCCGCCUCCACCUCCACAGCCUCUACUUUGCUGACCUUGAUCGUUGGUUCAGGUCCCCAGCCCUUGAUAAUCUUCAGGAGAUCGACAUCUGGGUCGCUAGGUUUGAUGAUCCGCUGCCACUGUCUGUGCUCCGCUUUGCUCCGACCCUCCGUGUAGCCCUCAUUGCCCACUGCAGCCUCUUCGAGGAUGGGGACCCAGUAUUUAAUUUCCCACACCUGAAAACACUCGCCCUGGGCUCCCUUUCCAUAUGGGAAGACACUCUCCACAGCAUUCUUUCAGGAUGCCCUGUCCUGGAGAGCCUGAUGCUUAACAAUUGUGCUGGUUUCAAACGCUUGGUGAUCAACUCACCAACACUUAGAAGCCUCGGUGUCUGUGAUGAUCGCCAUAUGAAGGAAUUAGUCAUCCAGAAUGCCCCUUGCCUGGAAAGAUGUGUCAGGACUAAUUUGUUUCGUACUACACCAGUCAUCGAGGUAAUCAGGGCACCGAAACUGGAGAUCUUGGGCUCACUAGCAGUCAACUUUGAUAAGCUCAAGCUUGGAACCACAGUUUCGCAGGAAAUGGGUCGUUGCAACUUGAAAAUGUCAAUGCACAGUGUGAAGAUUUUACAUCUCACGUCUAGUGGCCCUAACCUUGAUGCAGUUGUUGCCUUCCUCAAAGUAUUUCCUUGCUUGGAGAAGCUAUAUAUCAUGUCAACUCUGCAGAUGGAUAUGGAAAAUGUGCACCAUCUAGACCCAACAGAUCCAGUUGAAUGUCUUGACCAUCUCAGAUACGUGGAGUUGAAGUGUUACAUGGGCAAGAAGCCAGAUGUCGAUUUUGCCAAGUUUUUUGUUCUGAAUGCUAAGGUGCUCGAGUUAAUGAAAUUCGUUGUUAAGGACAAAUGCACUCAGAAAUGGAUAACUAAUCAGUACAAGCAGCUACAGUUUGAUAGCAGGGCUUCUCAAAAUGCUCGAUUUGAGUUUGGGUCUUACAUUGGCCGUGCAUAUCCUACCGGUUGUUUCCGAGUCGGAGGCUUUGAGUUUGGAUCUGGUCACACUGGCAAGCGAAGAGUAGUCCAUCAGCAUGAUGAUCAUGUCUUGUCCAUGGCUGAUCCCUUCGAUAGCUCUUCUUGUGGACUGUGCAGAAUAGUCCUUCACCAUGAUGAUAACGUCCUAUGAAUGUUUUUGAAGAUCUUAACACCUGUUAGUGACCAUCUUAAGAGUUUUGGGUCAACACUUAAGUUGUAGCCAGUUUGGCGUGCCAUGUUUAA
Molecule: messenger RNA, 2168 nt
Organism: Lolium rigidum
Lineage: Eukaryota; Viridiplantae; Streptophyta; Magnoliopsida; Poales; Poaceae
Product: F-box/FBD/LRR-repeat protein At3g26920-like
Exons: 7
Coding region: 1-2076 (691 amino acids)
Molecular function (GO): protein binding
Source: RefSeq, a predicted model, not a curated record